AUGAAGAACCUCGACAACCUCAGCCUUGACGACAUCAGCCAUGCGGUCCGGAAAAUCACAACCUGCAGGGACACAGGUUCCUUUCACAACCUAGAUAUGUCUUCAGCCAGCUCAGUUUCAAGACUGCACCGCAAGGUGGUUGACCUCGCCGACGUUUGCUUUCGCGAAUGCGCCGAAACCCGAGAGCAGAACUUCGCCCCGUUCCGAGACUCCCUGACCAAGCGACAGCUGUCCAAAACCGAACAGAUUCGGAUUCAACAAUCUAUAUACCUCUUCGAGAUUCUACGAAUCUUCUGUCAAGAGAUGUAUGUGGGGGGAGAUCAGCCCCAGGCUUACUACGUCGACCUCUACUUUAAGCUUGGAGAACUGCAUCUGAACUUGACGGAAAACACGCUGGCGCCAUGGGAGAUGUACCAGGUGAUUGCAAUCCAGUCCUUCUUCAGACGAGUGUUGCACGGCUUUGGACGAGAUGAGUACCGCAGCGAGCGGGUGAUGCCCGGCUUUCUGAGUUAUGGGAUCCCUUUCCUCCACAAAGCCAUCUGCGAAACCGAUCCUUCGGAGCGCGACAGUUUCCUCUCUCAGCAUGAGCAAGACAUUCUUGAAAAGCCAAUACAUGGAAUUGGCAUGGUGAUUUCCAGGGGUGCUAGACACACAUGGACCCGCAAACCGCUUAAGCCUCUCGACGAGUAUAAACCAUUUUGGACCGGCGACGUGGCGGGCAUUCGGAUGUGGAAAAGGAUCGAGGCCAAACAACUUACCAUGUCCACCGACGACCCCGUGUGGUCCGACAUGUUCGACUACGAACUAUUGCGCUUGGAAGGCCGUCUUGAUCUUUGGAGCGCUGCGCUAUGGGAUGAUGCUCGCUGGGAGGACAUCGAGCCAACACUCCGUCUUCCUGAGCCAGAAUGCUGGGCUGGAAUCCAACAUCACUCUGAGCCGAUGGAAAUGACGUUUCACCUUGCAAGACAUCCGGAUAUGGCCUGGAUGCGACAUGAGAGUGUGGAAGGUUGAGAUGACGAGCUUCUGUUGGAGAGUUGAUGUUUUUGUUUACACCGAGGGAUCUUGUUCGCUCUUUCGGAUAUUGUUGGUAGUGGCGACCAAACAAGCAUGCGUAGGUCAGAUGCCAGAAUUGACAUGGUACAGGAAUCAGGGUAAGUUGGACGGAAGAGUGUGUUUGGCGCAUACACGCUGGUGCCGUAGAGAUAAUGCAGUUGCAUUUUGUUUCAAUCACUUUGGUCAUGUGGGUUUGAUCUGCGGAAAUCAUGAUCCCGCUUGCCGUUGGACCUCCCACGAUGAAAACAGAACUCUGUGUUUGUUAUGGAAACUUGGCCGGCAUUUUCGUGAGUGGAAUCCAAAGAUGAUGCUUCAAAAUUUGGCUUUGUCAAGAAAGGGGAUUCUAUUUUGCAAGCUCUAGCACAAAAUUAUUGGCUGGUACGCACGGAAGUUUGCUAAGCUCUUAACUUCAUCUGUAUCAAUAUACUUCGCAUGAAUCCGAUCAACGAG
This is a messenger RNA of Ilyonectria robusta, 1503 nucleotides long. RefSeq lists its product as uncharacterized. Bases 1 to 1011 code for a protein of 336 amino acids. The transcript has 2 exons. Lineage: Eukaryota; Fungi; Ascomycota; Sordariomycetes; Hypocreales; Nectriaceae. The record is from RefSeq and is a predicted model, not a curated record.